This is a messenger RNA of Hyaena hyaena (striped hyena), 1210 nucleotides long. It is a transcript of the gene CMTM8, whose product is annotated as CKLF like MARVEL transmembrane domain containing 8. Gene Ontology annotation, molecular function: structural constituent of myelin sheath. Gene Ontology annotation, cellular component: membrane. The record is from RefSeq and is a predicted model, not a curated record. NCBI's taxonomy places the organism in Eukaryota, Metazoa, Chordata, Mammalia, Carnivora, Hyaenidae. Gene Ontology annotation, biological process: myelination. Bases 320 to 841 code for a protein of 173 amino acids. The transcript is spliced from 4 exons.
UCUCCACGACCCCUCCCCUCCUCCCGGCCUCAGCCGCGGCUCCCGGCGGCCCGGCGGUCGACCCCGGCGCGGUCUCCUUCUCCUCCGGGGCCCGGCGCAGCCCGAGAGCCCCGCAACGAGGAGCGGGAGGGGGGCGCCGAGCGCUCGCACGACACGCGCCGCGGCGGGACCGGCCGCGGGGGGCGCCCCCGGCGCGCCUCCCUCCUCGCGCCUGCCGCGCUCCCCUCCCCCGUCCCCGGUGGCCCGGGGGCUGCCGGCCGCGCGUCCAGCCGGAGGCGGGGUGUCUCCCGGGAGGGGCCCGCCAGGCCGAGACGCGGCGAUGGAGGAGCCGCAGCGCGCCCGCUCGCAUACCGUCACCACCACCGCCAGCUCCUUCGCCGAGAACUUCUCCACCAGCAGCAGCAGCUUCGCCUACGACCGCGAGUUCCUCCGCACCCUGCCCGGGCUCCUCAUCGUGGCGGAGAUCGCUCUGGGACUGCUGGUGUGGACGCUUAUCGCCGGAACCGAGUACUUCCGGGUCCCUGCUUUUGGCUGGGUCAUGUUUGUAGCCGUAUUUUACUGGGUCCUCACCGUCUUCUUCCUCAUCAUCUACAUAACAAUGACCUACACCAGGAUCCCUCAGGUGCCCUGGACAACAGUGGGGCUGUGCUUUAAUGGCAGUGCCUUCGUCUUAUACCUCUCGGCUGCUGUGGUGGAUGCAUCUUCUGUCUCCCUGGAUACGAACAGCCACAACUUCAACAGUUGGGCAGCCUCGUCGUUCUUCGCCUUCCUGGUCACCAUCUGCUAUGCUGGGAACACAUAUUUCAGCUUUAUAGCUUGGAGAUCCAGGACCAUCCAGUGAUUUGCCGUUUUGAGAAUUAAAAGGGAGGGAGAAAACAGGAAGAAACCUCCUUGUAAAAAUGAAACAAAAAAAAAAAAACACAACAAACUGUAGGUAUGAUGUAUAUUUCCAGAGAAUUGUAUUUAACUAAUGUUUUUAUAUACUUAGUUAAAUUUGCUAGCAGUGGUUUGUUACCAUUAACUGGAUACUUACUUGCAAAUCACUGUAGCUUAUAAUGAACUCUCAAAUAUCUUGUGGAUGUCUUCAUAGACCUUAUUUUCUUAGACAACAUAUAAAUAGAUAAAUUGCUCAUAUUAAGACUGUGUCAAGUUUGUAAACCUAACUCUUCAAAUGCCAGCGUCUUUUCUGAUUAAAUGUUUCAAAAUCUCC